Leptomonas pyrrhocoris is the source of this 2055-nucleotide messenger RNA. Its product is annotated as putative gamma-glutamylcysteine synthetase. Gene Ontology annotation, biological process: glutathione biosynthetic process. The coding region runs from base 1 to 2055 and encodes 684 amino acids. Gene Ontology annotation, molecular function: glutamate-cysteine ligase activity. The record is from RefSeq and is a predicted model, not a curated record. Lineage: Eukaryota; Euglenozoa; Kinetoplastea; Trypanosomatida; Trypanosomatidae. The transcript has a single exon.
AUGGGUCUCCUCACGACUGGCGGUGAGCCGAUGCGGUGGGGCACCGACGCGAACACCAAGGCCAUCCCGCACGUCAGCGCACACGGCAUCCAGCAAUUUCUCAACGUGUACAGAAGUAAGAAGGACUGCAAAGGGAUGCCAUUUUUCUGGGGUGAGGAGCUCGAGCAUCAGUUGAUUCACGUACGCGACAACACCGUCACUCUCUGCCUCGAGGGCGCUGAGGUGAUGGCGCGGCUGUCGGCGCGAGCGGACAACAACGCCAUCUGGCACCCCGAGUACGGCAGCUUCAUGGUCGAGAGCACGCCGGCUGAACCUUACAAUUUGACCUUGGAGAGUCUGGACGCCGUGGAGCACAACAUCGAGGCCCGCUACGAUCUGAUCGACAAGGAGACGCCGCCGGGCGUGGUGGGCACCACCUUCGUCACCUUCCCGCUGAUGGGCCAGGGCGACUUUGCGGAUUCCGAAGACAAGAGCUCGCCUUACUCGCAGUCUUUGUUUGUGCCGGACGCGUGCAUCAACCGCAGCCACCCGCGCUUUGCGAAUCUGACUGCAAAUAUUCGUCUGCGCCGCGGCCGCAAGGUGUGCAUUCAGGUCCCGCUGUACAUGGACACGUACACGAUGGAGCGCACCGUGGACCGCCGCCUCAACAUCGACAAGAGUCCGCGCAACAAAGACAUCGACUGUGGCGUGAAGGACGACAAAAAGAAGAAAACGAGCAAAUUUGGCUCCGACACGACGACGCCAAUCUCCGCCAGCCCGAUCGACCCACGCGAAAAGGAGUACCCGGCGAAGGAGGCGCUGAAGCACCUGUUCACGCCGGCGACGCUCUACUACUACGCCCAGUACUUCACCCCGCAGCAGCGCGAGCACGUGCAGGAGCGCUACAACGCUUGCCCGUGUCCGGUACCCUCGGUGAGUCACCCCUGCAUCUACAUGGACUGCAUGGCGUUUGGUAUGGGCGACAGCUGCCUGCAGGUCACCAUGCAGCUCGACAACAUACACGAGGCUCGUCACGUCUACGACCAACUAGCCAUUCUGUGCCCUGCCUUUCUCGCGCUUAGUUCCGCAACGCCUUUUCAGAAGGGGCUGCUGUGCGACUCGGACGUGCGCUGGCUGACCAUCGCCUCCGCCGUGGACGACCGCCGCGUCGAGGAGGUCCCGCGCAUCCUCAAGUCUCGCUACGACUCCAUCUCCGUCUUCCUCAGCGACACCACGCCCCACCUGGAGGAGUUCAAUGACUCGAAGAUUGAGAUUAAUCAUCCGUACUACGAGGUACUGAUGGAGGCGGGGGUGGAUUCCCGACUGGCGCAGCACAUCGCCUACCUCUUCAUUCGCGACCCCCUCGUGUUGUACGACAAGAUGAUCGACAUCGACGACACGACGCACACGGAGCACUUCGAAAACAUUCAGUCAACCAACUGGCAGACGGUGCGCUUCAAGCCGCCGCCGAUGGGCAGUGACAUUGGCUGGCGUGUCGAGUUCCGUGUGAUGGACAUCCAACCGACCCCGUUCGAGAACUCCGCCUUCGCCGUCUUCAUUCCUCUUUUGACCAAGGCUAUCAUCAUGUACAAACCGGUGUUCUACACAAAGAUUUCCACUGUGGACGAAAACAUGGGCCGUGCUCACCACAUCAACCCUUGCGAUCACGAGUACGUCAUGCGCAGAGACAUCUUCGCCGAAACCGCCACCGCAGACGUCGCCGAAACGGCCAAGAUGAGCAUCGAUGAGAUCUUCAACGGUAAGGAAGGCGGCUUUUACGGUCUUAUCCCCUUGGUGCGGCGCUUCCUGAACGAUGAAAAGAUGCAGUCGCCGCAGAUCGAGUCGUACCUGAAAUUCCUGUCCAUGCGCGCUUCCAAACGCAUCCCUACCGCAGCGCAGUACAUGCGGAUGUUCGUGAUGGAGCACCCCGACUAUCAGCACGACUCGCGUCUCAGCGGCACCAUCGCCCGUGACCUCGUGAAGCACAUGCACGACCUCGCGGCGCGCAAGAUCCACGAUGAUGCUUACCUGCCGAUGAGCGCCUUCAAAGCACACAAGCGGGAGCGCAGCGCAUAA